Molecule: messenger RNA, 2042 nt
Organism: Arvicanthis niloticus (Nile rat)
Lineage: Eukaryota; Metazoa; Chordata; Mammalia; Rodentia; Muridae
Gene: Klhl34
Product: kelch like family member 34
Molecular function (GO): protein binding
Source: RefSeq, a predicted model, not a curated record
UCCCGCCUUGGGCAUCAUGAGUUACUUCCUGUCUUACUGCAAAGCCCACGGCAGCUCGCUUCUCACUGGCUACCAGACCCUACGCGCUGAGGGCUUUUUGUGCGACGUGACACUGGAGGCCGAGGGCAGUGAGUUCCCAGCGCACAGGUCACUUCUAGCGUGCUCCAGCGACUACUUCAGGGCCCUGUUCAAGAGCCACACUCAGGAAUCGCGGGCUCGCGUAAUUCACCUGCAUGUGCCUUCAGCGGCCGGCCUACAGCGCCUGUUGGACUUCAUCUACACUGCCUGGCUGCCCCUCUCCAUGGACACUGUGGAGGACACUCUGGAAGCUGCUAGCUACCUGCAAGUCACCGAGGCCUUGGGACUGUGUGCCCACUACUUAGAACGCCAGCUUGCCCCAGAGAAUUGCUGCUUCACUGCCAACGUGGCAGCUCGCUUUGGCCUGGCCCGCACCCUAGGUGCAGCGGAGCGCUGUAUUGUGCGCCACCUGGGGGAGCUGUUACUGAUGGGCACUGGCCCCUCGGGGCUGCUGGAACUCAAUCCUAUAUCAAUGAAAGCUGUGCUGGGUGCCCCCGACGUGGCACGGGUGGCUGAGACAAGGCUGCUGGGCCUGGCACUAGCUUGGCUGCAGCAGGAGCCCACAGCCCAGCGCCUUGCACAUAGUUCAACACUGCUUGGAUGCAUCCGCUUUGGCCUGGUGCCUGCUGGUGUGCUGAGGCGCAUAUACUCGGGCUCCGGUCUUGUAUUGCCUACUAGGAUCAAGAGCCUCAUCAUCCAGGCCCUCAAUUACCACACAGCCCCCUCCAGCCAGCCUCUUCUGCAGGGAGAACAGACUAGUGUCCGGAGUCCCCAGACCCGUAUCUUGCUAGUUGGUGGUCUCAGAGCUAGGGAGACUGUAACUGAGGAAAUUAUGGUCCUACCAGAGGUAGUUCCGAAUCGGCACCCUGCACCUGAACCAGAGGAAGAGGAGGGAGAGGAGGAAGAAGAGAUGGAGGAGGAGAAGGAGUGGGAGCUCACCCAGGAUGUGGUGUCCUUCGAUGUGUACAACCACAGCUGGCACAGCCUGACACAGCUGCCCACACCACUGCUAGGCCACAGUGUAUGUACCACCGGCAACUUCCUAUUUGUCCUUGGGGGGGAGAGCCUUUGUGGCAGCCCAUCUAGUUCCCUGGCUGAUGGCUCAAGGUCAGUCACAGCCUUAGUGCACCGUUAUGACCCGCGCUUCCACUCUUGGACACAGGUGCCUGCCAUGCGAGAAGCAAGGGCCUACUUCUGGUGUGGUGUGGUAGGCGAGAGUCUCCUGGCUGUUGGAGGCUUGGGCACCUGUGGUGAGGCACUGGCCUCAGUGGAGAUGUAUGAUCUGCGCAGGGACCGCUGGAUGGCAGCUGGAGAGCUACCUCGGGCAGUACAUGGUCACGCAGGUGCUGUCGGGGACCAUGGUGUUGUGUACAUCUCCGGGGGCAAGGCUGGGAGAAGUGAAGGAGGCACAAGUAGCCUCCGGGAUAUGUACUCCCUUAGCCCGGGAGAACAAGUGUGGAGCAAGAGGGCAUCCAUGGGCACAGCUCGCUAUGGGCACUACCUUGCGGUGCUGCGAGGUGCAGUGUUUGCCUUUUUGGGGAGAUAUGAGCCCUUCUCUGAGAUUGAACGCUACGACCCCAGCACAGACCAGUGGACUCGGUUGCGGUCAUUACCCUAUGACCGCUUCUGCUAUGGACUUGCUGUGGUAGAAGAGACAGUGCUGUUGCUGGGCGGUCUCAAGUGGCGAGACUCACGGCAGGUGCCAACCCGGAAUGUAGUGGGCUAUGACCUUGACCAGGACCGUUGGGAAGAUAUAGGCUGUGUGCUGCCCUGGGCGUGGAAUGGCCUUCAGUGUGCAGUGCUGCAGCUGCCCAAGGGUAGGGAGGAGACAAGGGAGGGAGAGACUGGAGAGGUGCCAGAUUUAGUGCUGGAUUGAACAGGUGAGUCCAGUCUUCAGAGGCUCUCAGAGAAAGCUGUUCUUGACCUUGCCUGAAGAGCAAUGCUUUUUUUUUUCCUCUAAGAGG